AUGGUCGGACUCGUUUCGGCCGCCGGUCUGGUCGGCUUCCUCUCGGAGCCUGACCCAGAGCUCAAGGUCUUUGCUUUGCAGUCAUUAGAUUCGCAGAUCGAUCUGCUUUGGACAGAGGUUGUGAAUGCUGUUCCAGAGAUUGAGGCUCUUUACGAAGAUGAAUCCUUCCCCGAACGGGAGCUGGCAGCUCUUGUCGCCUCGAAGGUAUAUUAUCACCUGCAGGAAUAUAACGAGAGUAUGGUUCUGGCCCUGGGCGCAGGCAAGCUGUUCAAGCUGGAUAACGGUGGCGAGUAUGAGGAUACUAUUAUCGCGAAAUGCGUCGAUACCUUCAUCUCUCUAUCUGCCGCCCAGCGACGCACCGCCGGUGACCAAUCCGCCAACCUGAACAACUCCUUCCCAGCAUCCGGCGAUGGCGCCACAAGCACAUCAGCAAGCUUGACCUCUCCGAUCACACCAUUCUCCAAGUCUGCCCUGCCGUCGAAGUCCUUGUUAUCGCGCCAGGAGGUUCCUGGCAUUGAUGCUGCGCACCCCGGUGGCGAUGAUGCCAGUGUUCAGCAUGAGGACACCCCCCUUGUCUUGAAGCGUGGUGUUCAGGGACAACUGCAGGCUGUCAUUGAACGCUUGUUCGAGGAGUGCUUCCGUCAAAAGCGUUACCGUCAAGUGAUUGGUAUCGCAAUUGAGGCGAAGAGCUUGGAUGUUCUCCGCAUGGCCAUUCUCCGAGCUAGCGAGGAUGAGAAGAAGCAGCAGGGUGAAUUCCGCCGAAGUGAAGAGCUUAUGGAGUACGUUCUGGACAUUUGCAUGGGCAUUGUUCAGGAGCGGGCUUUCCGCAACGAGAUUUUGAAACUCAUCCUUGACCUUCUUAACGAGAUCCCGACGCCCGACUAUUUCUCGAUUGCGAAAUGCGUUGUCUACCUUAAUGAACACUCCAUGGCAUCCAUCAUUCUCCGCCAACUUGUCGAGAAGGGUGACUCGCGCUCCCUUGCCGUCGCCUAUCAAAUCUCUUUCGAUCUUUACGAUAACAGCACCCAGGAGUUCCUUCAAAAGGUUCGCCAGGAGAUUGCCGAGCUGGUGCCAGAGGCCGAGGCCGAGAACCCGAAGGUUGAGAACGAUGAGCCUAAGGAGUCUGACCGACUGCUUGACGACCAAUCAAGCUCAUCUAGGCCGUCGGGAGAGCAGAGCAAGCUUUCGGAUGAAUCGACCACUGCUUUCAAGAAUAUUCUCAAAAUUCUGGAUGGUCUUAAGACAAUUGAAUUGAACCUGGAAUUCCUCUAUCAGAACAACAAGACGGACAUGGCCAUCCUGGAUAAGGCUCGCGACAGCCUCGAAGCUCGGAAUUCGAUCUUCCACACCGCAGUUACAAUUUCGAAUGCCUUCAUGCACGCGGGAACUACCCGUGAUAAGUUCUUCCGUGAUAACCUAGAGUGGCUCGGUAAGGCUGUGAACUGGUCCAAAUUCACGGCUACUGCUGCUCUGGGUGUCAUCCACCGUGGCAACCUUAACCAGGGCCAGACACUGCUGGAACCCUACCUACCCAAGGACCAGAUUGCCGGGGUUGGCGGCAGCUCGAACUCGGUUUACAGCCAGGGUGGUUCUUUGUACGCCUAUGGACUCAUCUAUGCCAACCACGGUGGCAUGGCUGUCAACAUCAUCCGUGACUACUUCAAGAAUGCCACGGAAGAGGUUGUUCAGCACGGUGGUGCUCUGGGACUGGGUGUCGCGGGUAUGGCCACCGGCGAUGAAGGCAUUUACGAGGAUCUUAGGAAUGUUCUUUACACCGACUCCGCUCUCAACGGCGAAGCUGUUGGUCUUGCCAUGGGUCUGGUUAUGCUGGGAACUGGCAAUAUGAAGGCCCUGGAAGAUAUGAUCCAAUACGCACACGAUACCCAGCACGAGAAGAUCGUUCGUGGUCUGGCCAUGGGUAUGGCUUUGAUCAUGUAUGGGCGCCAGGAGGCUGCCGAUGAGCUUAUCAACGGUCUUCUGGGUGACCCCGAUCCCACCCUCCGUUACGGCGGUAUCAUGACGAUAGCACUGGCCUACUGUGGCAGUGGCAGCAACAAGGCGGUUCGCAAGCUCCUCCAUGUUGCCGUUAGCGAUGUCAAUGAUGAUGUGCGUCGUGUUGCUGUGCUGAGCUUGGGUUUCAUUUUGUUCCGGAAGCACCAGAGUGUACCCCGCAUGGUGGAGCUGCUUUCGGAGUCCUACAACCCUCAUGUUCGGUACGGUGCAGCUAUGGCGCUGGGUAUAUCCUGCGCUGGAACCGGGUUGGAUGAGGCAAUUGAUCUCCUGGAGCCUAUGCUGAAGGACUCAACAGACUUUGUCCGCCAGGGUGCCUUGAUUGCUCUCUCCAUGGUUCUCGUUCAGCAGAACGAGGCCAUGAACCCCCGUGUCACCAGUCUCCGCAAGGCUAUGCUCAAGAUGAUCGGUGACCGCCACGAAGAUGCCAUGGCCAAGUUCGGUUGUGCUGUGGCUCUUGGUAUUAUCGAUGCUGGUGGUCGCAACUGCACUAUCAGCUUGCAGACUCAGACGGGCAACCUGAAUAUGCCCGGCAUUGUCGGUACCGCAGUGUUCGUGCAGUACUGGUAUUGGUUCCCCCUCUCUCACUUUUUGUCUCUUAGCUUUGCUCCGACAGCUGUGAUUGGUGUGGACCAGAAGCUGGAGGCCCCCAAGUUCAAGUUCCACAGCAACAGUCGCCCCAGUCUCUUCGACUAUCCCCCGGAGCAGCAGGUGAAGACCGAAGAGGCUCCUGAGAAGGUGAAGACUGCCGUGCUUUCUACCACCGCGCAGGCCAAGCGUCGUGCCCAGCGCCGGGAGAAGCAAGCCCGACGAGAGAGCAUGGACAUCGACCAAACACCCACUACCCCCAAGGUGUCAGACCAGCUCCCGGACAAGAUGGACACCGAGGGCGGUGGAGCGGCGGCUGAAGGAGAAGAGGGCAAGGAGGCCGAGAAGGUUACCAGUGAAGGUCAAAAGAAGAAAGCUGAGCGGGAGAAGGUUGGAUAUGAGCUGGACAACCUGUCAAGGGUGCUGCCCGCCCAGCUCAAGUACCUUACUUUCCCCGACCCGCGGUAUGAGCCUGUAAAGAGGCCCACUGGUGGCGUCGUUGUCGUUCUCGAUAACCAGCCCGAUGAGCCUCGCGAAACCAUCGAGCUGGAGGCCAGCCGCAAGAGACCUCAACCGCCCGCACCCUCAACCGAAACCCUUCAGGACCGCCUUCAGGCUGCCAUCGGUACCGCAGCGCUGCAGACCCCUCAACGGGCAGCUGCUCGUGCUGCCUUGUCUGACUACACUUCCAUGGGCGGUGCUGCAGCGGCUGCCGGUGUUCUGACUGCCGUGGAUGAAGACGAGGAGGGAGUUGAGGAUGCGCCAGUUCCGGACGAGUUCACGUAUGAGACGGAAGGAGAGGAAGAGUAG
This is a messenger RNA of Penicillium canariense, 3408 nucleotides long. RefSeq names its product proteasome regulatory particle base subunit RPN2. Gene Ontology annotation, cellular component: nucleus; proteasome complex; proteasome regulatory particle, base subcomplex. Gene Ontology annotation, biological process: regulation of protein catabolic process; proteasome-mediated ubiquitin-dependent protein catabolic process. Gene Ontology annotation, molecular function: enzyme regulator activity. Lineage: Eukaryota; Fungi; Ascomycota; Eurotiomycetes; Eurotiales; Aspergillaceae. The record is from RefSeq and is a predicted model, not a curated record. Bases 1 to 3408 code for a protein of 1135 amino acids. The transcript is spliced from 5 exons.